Rotaria sp. Silwood1 is the source of this 1182-nucleotide messenger RNA. The record is from the annotation of a GenBank genome assembly. Lineage: Eukaryota; Metazoa; Rotifera; Eurotatoria; Philodinida; Philodinidae.
AUGGCUGCUAGUUUAGAUGAUAAAUUUGAAAGUUUAGAAUCAAUUUUAGCUGAACAUCUACCAGCAGAUGUACUUGAAAAAGUAAAUUUAUCUCUUCGUGGGCCAGGUGCAACUGACCUUGAAUUACCAACUAAGGCAAAAGAAACAGCUAAAAAAAAUAAUUUUGAUCUUCAAGGUUAUCAAAUUAAAAUAGCACAAAAAGAACAAACAAGACCACCACGUUUAGUUCGUAUUGGUGCUAUUCAAAAUGCUAUUCAAAAACCAACUACAGCUAGUGUUGAAGAACAAAGAAAUGCAAUUCAUCAACGUAUUGAUCAAAUGCUUGCUGUUGCGCAUGAAUGUCAAGUAAAUGUAGUUUGUAUGCAAGAAGCGUGGACUAUGCCAUUUGCUUUUUGUACACGAGAAAAAUAUCCUUGGGUUGAAUUUGCUGAAUCAGCAUAUAAUGGACCAACAACAAAGUUUCUUGCCGAAAGAGCAAAAAAAUAUAAUAUGGUUAUUGUUAGUCCAAUAUUAGAACGUGAUGAAGCACAUGGCGAUGUUUUUUGGAAUACAGCAGUAAUUAUUUCAAAUCGUGGUAAUGUUAUUGGUAUUACACGAAAAAAUCAUAUUCCAAGAGUUGGUGAUUUUAAUGAAUCAACUUACUAUAUGGAAGGCAAUACAGGUCAUAAAGUGUUCGAAACAGAUUUUGGUCGAAUUGCGGUAAAUAUUUGCUAUGGACGUCAUCAUCCACAAAACUGGCUUAUGUAUGGUGUAAAUGGUGCCGAAAUCGUUUUUAAUCCAAGUGCGACAGUUGGAGCACUUAGUGAACCUUUAUGGAGUAUUGAAGCACGUAAUGCAGCUAUUGCAAAUAGUUACUUUGCAGUUGGUAUUAAUCGAGUUGGAACUGAAGCGUUUCCAAAUGAAUUUACAAGUGGUGAUGGUAAACCAGCUCAUAAAAAUUUUGGACAUUUUUAUGGAAGUAGUUAUAUAGCAUCACCUGAUGGUAGUCGAACACCUGGUUUAUCUCGAAUUCGUGAUGGACUUUUAGUUACUGAAUGUGACUUGAAUUUAAGUCGUCAAAUGAAAGAUAAAUGGGGUUUUCGAAUGACACAACGUCUUGAUUUAUAUGCUGAUAGUUUUGCUCGAGCAAUUCGUCCGGAUUAUAAAAUGGAUAUUAUUAAGGAUCCAAGUUCAACAAAAUAA